Columba livia (rock pigeon) is the source of this 1367-nucleotide messenger RNA. Its product is annotated as T-cell surface glycoprotein CD1a-like. The coding region runs from base 21 to 725 and encodes 234 amino acids. The record is from RefSeq and is a predicted model, not a curated record. Gene Ontology annotation, molecular function: endogenous lipid antigen binding; lipopeptide binding; exogenous lipid antigen binding. The transcript is spliced from 4 exons. Gene Ontology annotation, cellular component: external side of plasma membrane. Gene Ontology annotation, biological process: antigen processing and presentation, exogenous lipid antigen via MHC class Ib; positive regulation of T cell mediated cytotoxicity; immune response. NCBI's taxonomy places the organism in Eukaryota, Metazoa, Chordata, Aves, Columbiformes, Columbidae.
ACCCCUUUGUGGUCCAAGGCAUGGCAGGCUGCACGCUCUACCCCAACAAAACCUCCCAGGCCUUCGCCAAGUUUGCCUACAAUGGCCAGGACUUCCUCAACUUCUGUGUGGAGAAUGCCACUUGGCUACUCUCCCAAGACACCAACUUAUCACGGUAUGUCCGAGAUUUUUUCAACAACUACACCGACUUCACUGAGCUGAUGCAAGUCCUCUUCAAUGAUACCUGCAUCGACUACGUGGAGAUGCUAGUACACUAUGGGAAGGCAGCUCUGGAGAGACAAGAGCUGCCCGUGGCCACCGUCUUCGCCCGCACACCCAGCCCAGCCCAGCUCCUGCUGGUUUGCCGCGUCACCGGCUUCUACCCGCGGUCCAUCAGCGUGGCCUGGCUGCGGGAUGGCCAGGAGGUGCCGCCAGGCCCAGACACCAACACCAGCGCCAUCCUGCCCAACGCCGACCUCACCUACCAGCUGCGCAGUGUCCUGGCCGUGGCCCCCCAUGACGGGCACAGCUACGCCUGCCGCGUGCGCCACCGCAGCCUGGGCACCCGCAGCCUCCUCAUCCCGUGGGGGUACUCGGAUGUGGUGCUGAUUGCAGGACUUGUGGCUGGGCUGCUGGCAGUUGUGGCCAUGGCUGCCGUCAUGAUGCUUUGGCUGUGGAGACGCAGAAAGCACCGGCAGAUGGAGGAAUCAACGUCCAGGAACUCCAUCCUGAGCAAAGAAGCUUAGCCCAGAAGGGAGCCAAAGGGCCUUGUUUCCUUCCACCACGCUCACAGGGAAAAAACCCUACCUUUUUCUGCUUCGACAAUAUUCUGAGCACUCCAAGAUCAACUUGACUGUGAGAUACAGGGAGGAAAACUGGGGUGCUCCUGAUCCACUCAGAUUUGAUAAGCAAGGGUGCAAGUCUGAGACCUCCUCGCUUGUGACACGUGAUCAGCUCUUACCUCGUGGCCCUGUCCUCUGAGGCUCUUUAGGACACCCCAAUGCCCAGUGGCCAUUUCUCCCAGUUCUGCUGCAAUCAGACAUUUAUCAGCAGGUGGUAAGCUGUGCCCUUCUACUGUGGCUUUCUAGUAUUUCCUCCUAAGAGCUGCAUUUAUUAUCUGUAUUCCUGAUAUAUUUUUUUGCUGAGACUGAGUUGUUCCACACAGAUUAACAGCACCUGGCCACAGACCAUUUUACAAAGUCCUGAAUAACACUGAAACUCUGAAGUAAUGUGUUGGAGCAGCAGAUAUGUAUAAAAUGAAGUUAAAAUAUUUAUGUUUUCACUUAGAACGUGUGCCUUUCUUCAGGAUUUGGAUGGGCCCAGUGAGGUUUUGGAUAGUUCCAAAUGACAACCAAUUGCAGGAGAAGGGGUAAUGUGUUCAAAUUGGA